This is a messenger RNA of Ruditapes philippinarum (Manila clam), 1155 nucleotides long. Its product is annotated as fibrinolytic enzyme, isozyme C-like. Gene Ontology annotation, biological process: proteolysis. NCBI's taxonomy places the organism in Eukaryota, Metazoa, Mollusca, Bivalvia, Venerida, Veneridae. Gene Ontology annotation, molecular function: serine-type endopeptidase activity. Bases 1 to 873 code for a protein of 290 amino acids. The transcript is spliced from 6 exons. The record is from RefSeq and is a predicted model, not a curated record.
AUGAUGCUGAUAAAGAUAAUAGGACUUUACCUACUUGUAAUACAACAAGGAUUUGAUAGUGCACAAGCGUCUCCAACAGGUCGUCUGCUUGAGAAGGUAAUUAACGGGGAAGAUGCCGAACCGGGCUCGAAUCCACACCAGGUCACCGUCCAGUGGUUUGCAUUUGGUCUGUUUUGGUACCACAUGUGUGGUGGAUCAGUUAUUGGUGCUAAAUAUGUACUGACAGCAGCUCACUGUGUCGACUAUGCCCCGGCAGAAGAAUUUAGAGUUAUAGUGAACGAUCACAGACUAGAGGAUACGGAUGUUGGUGAACAAGAGAUAAGAGUUCAAACAAUGUAUAUACACCAUGGUUGGAUUCCCACUCAGGAUUAUGACCGGAAAUUAUUUCCAAAUGAUAUAGCACUGCUUGUUCUACAAACGGAAGUACUGGACAAAUCUACAAUCAUUCCUAUGGCAAGCGAUAAAGAUGAAGAUUUCUCUGGAAAAACGUGUACAAUUAGCGGCUGGGGUCUGAACGAUACUAAUGGUGUUAUUCCGAAUGUCCUGCAAGAAGUGAACAUCACUGUGAUGAGUGUGGCAGAAUGUGACGAGUUUUGGAAUCAGCUUUGGCCGAAUACCACAUUACACCUGUAUUCAGGUCAGAUCUGUGUGUUUAAUGGGGAAGAUCCAGUCAACGGGACAGCAGCUUGCAGCGGUGACAGUGGUGGCCCGUUAGUAUGUAACAGCAUGCUUGCAGGAGUAACUUCUUGGGGUGUACAAGGGUGCCGUGACCAGGUUACCGGCGAGUUUCGACCAAGUGUUUACAUCCGGGUCUCUUCCUACUACGAUUGGAUACAAACAACACUGAACAAUUACAAGAUAGGAAGAGGAUAAGAAAAUAUGGUUUUUCAACGCUUAGUCUGCUAAAUAUCGAAAAUGGACUAUAUUAUAUUUUAAUCUGGACAAACCAUUCAUCAUUUUAGGGAAAGUUUCAAAAUAAGUACUGACUGAACAGCGUAUUGUGCAGACCGGCCAUGAUAAGACAACAUGGAUGUGCCGGCUGAUCUUUGUCUGCGUAGUUUCCGUUGUCAUUAGUACAAAUGUAUCACAAUGUUAAUUAAAGAACAUAAGGCAAACAUAUUUUGUCAAUCUGCCACCACUAACCUUUCUUAAUCU